This is a messenger RNA of Suillus bovinus, 3161 nucleotides long. RefSeq lists its product as uncharacterized. The record is from RefSeq and is a predicted model, not a curated record. NCBI's taxonomy places the organism in Eukaryota, Fungi, Basidiomycota, Agaricomycetes, Boletales, Suillaceae. Bases 300 to 3071 code for a protein of 923 amino acids. The transcript has 5 exons.
UAACAAUUACUUAGAACUCACCACAUCCUCAUGCCCUCCCUCAUGCGCACAACGCAUAUAUUACGUACCAUACUACAAGACACAGCAUCAAUACAUGCAUGCCCGCCCUCGUGUUGCCAGCGAAUAAGUGACCAAUCGUUCUUCACUCUUCUACCGUCUCCCAGCAGGCUCACAACGCCAGACCAACGAUUCACUCCUUCUUACAGCCUCUCCCACCCCCAGAAGGUCUAUUAAGCCCUAGACUUUAAUUAUUGUCCACUUCCCCGGACAAUCCUUGCAUAUUCUGCUACCAUUACACAAUGAGUCACAAUCAAUUGCGUCGAUCACCUGAAGGCAUGUGGGAGACUCUCUCUCACAUCGCCGUUAAGGGUGCUGAGUACAACUCCCCUGAACGCCAACCUCAUCCAAAGUGUCUGGAAGGGACACGGAUGGGUCUUCUCGACUGCAUCUACAGGUUAUUGGAUGACCGAAAGAAGAGUCGACUCAUCUGGCUGCAUGGCACAGCAGGCGUCGGAAAGUCUGCUGUUGCAUUCACCGUAGCUGAAAAUAUGAGAAGUCUGAAAAUAAUAGAACAGAUGGACAUCGAGAAGCGACUCGCGGGCACAUUCUUUUUCUCGCGCAAGCACACCGAACGCUGCACUACUGCAUAUUUUUUCGUAACGCUCGCCUACCAGCUUGCCUGCAAUUUUCCCAGCAUCCAAGAGGACUUGAACAGAGCCAUCUGCCAGAAUCCUGCUCUUCUGCAUCCUAACAAAUCUCUUCGCGACCAGAUGGAGGGUCUCUUUCUGAAACCUCUGCGGAAGCUUCAAUUCAGGCUGCGCGGGUGUCCGCCUUUGGUGUUUGUCGUCGAUGCCCUUGAUGAAUGCAUGUCCGAAACUGAAGCUGCUGAUCUCAUUUCCCUACUCAGCGAGGCGCUUCGUCAACCAGGUCUGCCUGUGGUCCACGUCCUCCUUACGAGCCGCUCGGAAGAGCACAUCCGUGAAAUUAUUCAAGAGAAAGAGCCGUACACCCUGGUGCAGGAAAUACCAGUAGAGACCACUGUUAUGGGAGUUAUUGUAGCCAUCUCCUUAGAUGGCGCGGAUGUUGACUGUGACAUCCGUAUUUUUCUUGAGCAUUCCUUUAGGAGGCUGCAAGGUCGAUGUUCGGAUUUUCCGCAGCCAACAAGGCAUGAACUUGCGCGGCUAGCGAAUCGAGCGGGAAGACGUUUCAUCGUGGCAUCUACGAUGAUUAAAUUCGUCGAUGAUGGAUACCACGAUCCCCGUGAUCGACUUCAGCUGCUGCUCGAAUUCACGAGCGAGCUGCUACCAGGAACGGAGGUGUACAAGUUAUACGACCGUAUCCUCGCUACAUGCAGUGACCCCACACGGGCAUACCUGCAUUUGUCCAUUAUUGCCGCGCUUGCCAACCCUCUCUCGAUCUCUCAAAUCUCAGAACUCCUUGGCCCUGGAGAAGGCAAAGAUGUCAAGACAUUACUGGUGCAGCUACGGUCAAUCAUGGACAUUCCUACGAACAGCAGUCUCCCAGUAAAUAUCUUUCACUCAUCCGUUCGCGACUAUGUUCUCGACCCUUUGAACUGCAACCUCCCUGAGGUACAAUGUAUCAGAUACCCCCAUUCCCUACUCGCUCGUUCAUGUCUCCAUUUGAUGAUGCAAGCCAUCCCACGAAGCACGGCCUUGUUAGACGCACUGUCGCAAUUGAAGACGCAUAGCCGGGCUAUGAAACCUCACGAGCCCCAGAGCUUAAAACAAGAAUUAGCCUUCAUCGUCGAGCCACCGACGCCAUUCACAGUCCUUAUAGCCCUUCAGUGGCUUCGGGGAGGUCAUAAGUUAGAGUCCUGGCCAGAGACCCUUGAUGGGCGUGCUUGGCUUGAGACCCAAGAAGGAAAAGAUUGGUUGCAGAUUCGGUGGAUGAUCCAAUGGCUCCAGACACAGGGGAAGACAUUCUUGCCGAAGGUUCAUAGCGUCCGAGACUGGCUACUGACCCAGGGAAGGAAAGGCUCGUUGACCGAGGCCUGGCCAUCUUGGCUGGGGACGCAGAGCGGGAGAGAUUGGUUGCAGACUCAGUCGGGGCAAGAUUGGCUGCCAACCCAGUGGGGGAAAGAUUGGUUGCAGACUCGGUGGGGGCAAGAAUGGUUACAGACCCGGUGGGGACAAGACUGGUUACAGACCCGGCGAGAGCAAGACUCGCCGCAUACCCAGUACACGCACGACUCACUGCAGACCCUGAACGGAGAAGGCUGGCUGGAGACUGAGAGCGGGCGAGAAUGGCUUAGGAACGAGAGCGGGAGAGAGUGGCUGCAGACCCAUAGUGGACAAGAAUGGCUCCAAACCCAGAGUCGACAAGAUUUGCUGCCAACCCAGAGCAGGCAACAGUGGUUACAGACACAAAGUGGGCGAGAGCAGCUAAAGACCCAACCUGGACGAGAAUUGCUGCAGACCCAGGGUGGGCAAGAUUGGCUGAAGACACAGAGCGGACGGGAAUGGUUGCAGACCCAGAGCGGCCAGGACUGGCUGUACACGCCCCAUGGUCAAGCAUGGCAGUCAACUGCCGCGGCGUCUGUCUGGGUGACAUUGGAGGAAUUCUCAAGGACUUUGGAAGCAGUCAGCGAGUACGUCAUCAUCCCGGAAUUGCGCUCUCUUUUGGCUUUCCAAGCUAUCCAGCAAUUCAAGAGUUUGCCGGAUUUCUUGAUGUUCCCGGCAUUCCUGGCAUUAAGGCAUCGAGACCCUUCUUCCGCCUUGUCGCAUUGUCGUUUCCCACCAGACAUGGAGGUAUUCCAUGCUAUGAUGGCCUUCAAUAGUUUUGCAUACGAAGCACUGGAACGAAGUCGAUCAGCUUCUGACGCUCUCAAUUAUGCAUGUCAAAAUUGGUCGUUCCAUCUCUCACGAGCUCACAGUCCGUGGGGCGACAUGCUCGAUCACCUGUUCAAGUCUUUCUGGACUCGCCAUCUCCUCUGCUGGCUCGAAAUGCAGUGGUGUUCGAAGGGCCUCCGGUCUUGCCUUUCUAUCUUAUUCGAAGCGCAGAGUUUUGUUUUACCCGAAGUAUGGAAUCUUGCGAAGGAACAUCAUCGAUAAGAAAGCGGUUGAUAGCUCUUUCACGUUGGUUGAGUGCUUCCACCACAACGUCGCUCUAGCAAAUCCUGCUCUUCUAGUUCAUUACAGUUG